This is a messenger RNA of Phragmites australis (common reed), 585 nucleotides long. RefSeq names its product protein IQ-DOMAIN 17-like. Gene Ontology annotation, molecular function: protein binding. The record is from RefSeq and is a predicted model, not a curated record. The coding region runs from base 1 to 585 and encodes 194 amino acids. NCBI's taxonomy places the organism in Eukaryota, Viridiplantae, Streptophyta, Magnoliopsida, Poales, Poaceae. The transcript has 2 exons.
AUGGACAUGCUCCGACGCCUGCUUUGCUGCCUCGGCACGCGCCACCGCCAAGGGCAGCUUCGGCAACGCCAUGAUGGCCGCAGUGGUCAGGACGACGCGAGGAAGGGCUUCUUACGCGCCGCCCUCGUGGCCGGCGCCGCGCGGUUUAGUCGCAGCGAAAACGUUGAGCAGCUUGAGACGCCAACGCCUCGCUAUCGCCGGUGGCCGCGCCAGCGGGGUACUAACCGUAUCUUCGCCCGGUCUCCCCCGUGCGGCAUUGCCGGCGCCGGGUCCGUCGAACCGAGGCCUGUAACAGAUGCUACCGCGACGGCCGUGGAAGAAGUCAUCGGACGAGCUGGCUGCCAUGGGUUCUCCAGGGAUCAUGCCGCGGCCGCCACCAUCCAGGCCCACUUCCGCGGCCACCUGGCGAGGCGGGCGCUCCGCGCCCUGAGGAGCCUGGUGAAGCUGCAGGCGUUCGCGCGGGGUUCGUACGUGCGGAAGCAGGCCAACGUCGCCAUCCGGUGCAUGAAGGUGCUCGUGAGGCUGCAGGUGCGCGUGCGCGCCCGGCAGCUUCUCUCGACACGGCAAGCAGGCAAGGUGCAUUAG